AUGGAUGAAACUCCGAAAGGCCACGCGGUGGAGCAAUGUUCGUUGGGCAACGAAGAUGUUGGCGUCUCAGCAGUUCAGACAGAAGCUACAGAGGAGACUAUCACUGGAGAAAAAAAUCCCUGCAUUAUUAUUAUUCGAAUUGUCGUUGAAGUCUGGCCUCAUUUUCCGUUUAUUUGCCUUUUCACUGCUCACCAAAGAUCUGGCAAGACUGCCCUGUCUCUUGCUGCUAUUGCCGGAAAUCUAGGAGCUCUGCAUGCACUUUUGGGUUACAAUACUGGCAUAGCAGAUAUGCCAGACACGACAUUCAAAGAGGCCUUGGAGAAUGGCAAAGGAAAUGUCGUGGAAGUAUUUGUGCAACAACCUGAACUCAGACAGAAAUUCGCCAAUGCCGACUACAUUCUUCUAGCGAUUGAACCAUUGAAGGGCAUGAAUGAAGAGAAAAUCAAAGAUACUGAGAGAUAUAACCAACAAGUGGAGGUCGUCAAUGCUCUGAUCAAAGCUGCUGACCAGCAGAGUAUAACUGAUGAAAGGGUUAUCGCGAAGAUAAUCCAGCUCGACUUGGAGAAUGUUUGGGCCGAAAAUGAAACCAUUUUCAAGUCGGACACAUCUGGAUUGCUUCAUCUCGCUGUCCAGUACCAAAAAACUGGAUUUGUGAAGAAAUUUCUCCAAUACGAUGAGUUGGUCACUGCUCAGAGUCAUAAGCAUCAUGCACUCUGGCACAACAAUAAUAUUAUGGAAGGUUCUACGUCUACUCAUCGCGUGUUGAAAGAUGAGGAUAGCAAAAGAAUCCAAAGAGAGAUUCGCAAUCUCUUAGUUGCAGCGAUUAUUAAGAGCAAACACGUACGCAAAAUGCAGGAUUUGCUUGAGGUUUUCCAGUUGUCUGACGAUCGACUUGUGAAUCCUCAUGAUGAGGUCAUUAUAGGCACCUAUGUGAAACAGUUUGAGGUGGAAGUUCUCAAUUGGAGAUUACUAGAUCUGUCUAUAUCGAUUUUCAAGAGUUCGGAACCUAGCGAAAAUGAUGCACUGCAACGAAUCCGAGAGCUUCAUCUUUAUACCAGCGGCAAGCGAGCAGUAAUUAACCAUUGGUUAAGCGAGAAUGGGAUCCGCACCCUUACGAAUGACUUGGCGAGUAGAGAAAGAUGCCGCGCCACCGCCACUUUUAUCGAAAACGAAUUUGGCAAGCUGAGCAAAGAAAUAAACGAAGAACGGGAAAAGAUGCGCCAAGAGAAGUGUAAGAACACACCAAACGCUCAGGACACUCAUGAUGCCUAUGAUACUUGGAAGCUCACAGUCGGUGUUAAUACCCGGCCGUGGAAUCCGACAGAGGAAAGAGACGCAGACUUGGGAGAGAUAGCUGAACGGGCUGUCCCGAAGCUAUCUCGGUUUAUCAAAGGCUACCAGACCUAUUUGACACUCCUUCAGCUAUCUCAAACGCCGCUAAAUAUUUUUGAAACCCCAUCUGCUCUUAAUUUGACAGAGUCCUCGGACAUCACCAGCAUUGCUCCAAACGGAUACCAAACCGGGAAAGACGGCGAAUACAAGACUUUGUGGUCACGCAUCAAGAAAGGCCGAUCUUUUGUAGACGACGAAUCCCGCGUUAGUUCCUGGCUAUUUGCGUCGGAUCCGCAUGGAACUCAGAUGGCAAAUCUAAUCUGUGCCAUUGAUCCUUGCUGUGAUCUUUACGUGGCCAAGGUCGCUGAAGGGAGAUCUGGAAUCAUCCCGGCGCGAGUUGAGCGAGUGAGUCAAGAUUUGAGCUGA
Messenger RNA from Trichoderma gamsii, 1758 nucleotides. RefSeq lists its product as hypothetical. Gene Ontology annotation, biological process: proteolysis. Gene Ontology annotation, molecular function: serine-type endopeptidase activity. The record is from RefSeq and is a predicted model, not a curated record. Bases 1 to 1758 code for a protein of 585 amino acids. The transcript is spliced from 7 exons. Lineage: Eukaryota; Fungi; Ascomycota; Sordariomycetes; Hypocreales; Hypocreaceae.